GUGGUUUUCUCAGGACCUUUAACAGAGGGCUGUCCUUCAAUGGGACUGGCUGUCUUCGUCUACAGGAUGAGAAGGAAAGAAAAGAAAUGGAAAAACAGGAGGGGCUGAGUUGGGGGGCUUUUCCAGCCCUUCUACUCUUUCAAUUUAUAGGUCCUCAACACACACACCCCCACACAGGCGGACAGAGCCCAGAAGGCAAAGUCAGGAUGUGACAUCAUCUGCAGGAAGAGAAGCCAAACAACUUUUUCUCUCUUGUCUGUGAGUGAAGUUGGAGCCGCUCGGUCUGGAGAGGGAGAGGAUCCAGAGGAGCUCGAAGGGGGCAGAUCAGCUGGAGCUGUCCUGCAGGGAGUCUAAAGUCCAGGGCUCCGACGCCUGAAUCCUCCCUGAACUUCCCACCACAUUCCUCCGAUGUAGGAUUGAAGCCAGCAAACAACUGCUCCCUGCAAUCUUUACAUGACAGACGCUGACCUCCCGUGACCUGAUUUCCGAGUCUGGUUUCCAUCUCUCAGGAAGGUCCCUCUUUAUCCUCAAAAACUGCUUGUUAUUCUGGAGAGCUCAUUCUCCCCUUAUCUGAGGGGAGUCAAUGGCGUUGUGCCUUGGACAAGUGUUCAGCAAAGACAAGACAUUCAGGCCCAGGAAGAGGUUUGAACCGGGCACCCAGCGCUUUGAACUCCACAAGAAGGCCCAGGCCUCGCUCAAGUCCGGCUUAGACCUGAGGAAAGUGGUCCAGCUGCCAGAGGGAGAGAACAUCAGCGACUGGGUCGCAGUUCAUGUGGUGGAUUUCUUCAACAGGAUCAACCUGAUCUAUGGCACGGUGAGCGAAUACUGCUCCGAGCGCACGUGUCCCAUCAUGUCUGGCGGGCUGAGGUACGAGUACAGGUGGCAGGACGGUGGCGACUACAAGAAACCCACCAAGCUGCCCGCGCUCAAGUACAUGAACCUGCUGAUGGACUGGAUAGAGUCGCUCAUCAAUAAUGAAGACAUCUUCCCCACCAGAGUAGGUGUACCUUUCCCAAAGAACUUCCAGCAGGUGUGCAAGAAGAUCCUGAGCCGUCUCUUCCGGGUGUUUGUGCAUGUUUACAUCCAUCACUUUGACAGCAUCUGCAGCAUGGGCGCAGAGGCCCACAUCAAUACCUGCUACAAGCACUACUACUACUUCAUCUCAGAGUUCAACCUCAUUGAUCACUCUGAACUGGAGCCGCUGAAGGAGAUGACAGAGAAGAUAUGCAACUAAAUAAAACCAAAUGGACAAAAUGAGUUUACAUUUGCACGUUAUCUGAGCCCCGUUAGAAAUCGUCUGCAUCAAAAAAUCUCUAAACAAUGAACAAUUUUACAUAAAGUUGUAUGAGUAGUUUUUAAGCUACUCAGAGUAUCAACUUAAUACCACACUUCUUCACAUGGUGGCCUUGUACCAAGAGAUUUUUACUUACAGUAAUGUGGUGUUUGAUGACAUUAUUUUAGGACUUUGUGUUUUGGUUUAUAAUACAUUUCAUGUACUAAUUUUGUUUCCGUCCUGUGCAUGUAUGUUAAUGUUUCGCCUUUUUAAAUACAGUGUUGGAUCUUGUUUUGUUGAAUGAAUGUUUGUAUUUUAUGUGAUGUCUUUUAAAUACUUUGAACAUAAAGCAGCCUAAAAACAGUA
This is a messenger RNA of Trematomus bernacchii (emerald rockcod), 1639 nucleotides long. RefSeq names its product MOB kinase activator 3C (gene mob3c). The record is from RefSeq and is a predicted model, not a curated record. Gene Ontology annotation, cellular component: cytoplasm; nucleus. The transcript has 4 exons. Gene Ontology annotation, biological process: signal transduction; positive regulation of protein phosphorylation. Lineage: Eukaryota; Metazoa; Chordata; Actinopteri; Perciformes; Nototheniidae. Bases 584 to 1234 code for a protein of 216 amino acids. Gene Ontology annotation, molecular function: protein kinase activator activity.